Messenger RNA from Aspergillus nidulans FGSC A4, 3980 nucleotides. Its product is annotated as putative cellular morphogenesis protein (Rax2). The transcript has 3 exons. Bases 1 to 3645 code for a protein of 1214 amino acids. NCBI's taxonomy places the organism in Eukaryota, Fungi, Ascomycota, Eurotiomycetes, Eurotiales, Aspergillaceae. The record is from RefSeq and is a predicted model, not a curated record.
AUGAGGCUUCCCUCACUGUUUGGGCCUGCGACGGCUGGCUCGUCAGCAUUUCUGCAGUUGUGGCUUUUGAGCCAAUUGUCAGGUGCUUCUGCGUUAUCGUUUCAACCAGUUUCUCGCCCUGAGCUAGAUCUCUCGCGCCUCGGGCACGUCGCUCUUACCGGGGAAUUCGACGCCGUAACAUUUUACUCAUACGCCGAACAAAAGAACGCGAAAGCCGGAGACGAUGAUUCCCAGUCUAUCCUCGCCCCCCUUCCAAACGGGAUCCUCACCACGCUGUCAACCUCCGACGCUGAUAUCCGUGCAAUGUGCGCCUUCUCCAAGCAGGAUGGAUCGCACUCUGGAAUAUAUGUCGGGGGGAAUUUCACUAGUCUCGGAGGCGAAAAGGCCAAUGGCGUCGCGUUGUAUGAUCCGAUUUCGAACAAGGUAACAACUUUGCCAGGUCUUUCGGGCUCGGUAUCGGCAUUGCUAUGCGAUCAGGAAACCAAUACCGUCUACGUUGGUGGUUCCUUCAAACAAGGAAAUACAUCAAAUGCGGCUGCUUGGGUUGUCGGUGAAGGCUGGAAAGAUCUAUCGUUUGGUGGGCUCAACGGACCUGUCAGCUCGAUCGUCAAGAAUGACGAUGCGCAUAUCGUGUUUGGUGGGUCGUUUGACGGUAUCGGCAACUCAACGUCUUCAUCAAAGAAAAUUGAACAGGUCAUCAACCUUUCGAAUGCAACAAUCACUUCGGAUACCACUUCUACAAGGAGCGGUUUUACUGACCCCCGGAAUAUCAUUUGCCAAACCAGCGGUGCCGGUGGUGCGGGACAGACAUGGUUAUUGGCAGAUUAUGCCCUAGGAUAUUGGCGGGCGGAUAUGCGUUACAACUUCAGUCCAACUAAGCUUCGCGUCUAUAAUACGCAUUACGAAGGGAGGGGCACAAAAUCCUUCUUGUUCAGACGAUUGCCAGAUAACGGAAUCAUGAACCUGACUUAUACGGAUCCCUCCACUGGUGACGAUGUCAACUGCGAUCAGUAUUGCUCGCUCUCGGACGACCCAGACGAGGAGUACCGUGACUUCCGAUUUGUCAAUCAGGUUGGUAUGACGGGGUUCAUGUUCGAGAUUCGGGAUUAUUAUGGCACUGGCGCCGGGUUGAAUGGUAUCGAAGUGUUUACAAAUGAUGUCUUCACUUAUGCCAUCAAUGACUUUAACGAGCCGACAUGUGGUAACAGCAGUGACAUUUCCACUUCCACUCGGACGGGAUCGUGGACUCUGACGGAUGGUAACGACAGUCCUUCCGACUACCUGACGGCACAUGUAUCCGACUCUGACGCGGCAAGCACAUCUGUCGUUUUUGAGCCCAAUAUUCAACGCUCCGGAAACUAUUCCAUCCUUGUUUACACCCCCGGAUGUGUUCAGGACGGAACCUGUGGUUCUCGAGGAAUCGUUAAUGUGACGGCUACUGUCAGGGCUGACUCUGAAGAGCUCAUCGAGAAGCAAAUCUAUCAGACCAACAACUACGAAAAAUAUGACACCAUCUACACCGGCCCUGUAGACGUCAGCGACGAUUCUUUCCGUCCUCGUGUGACAUUGAGCCCAGUUGCUGGCCAGGGAGACCUCACUGUUGUGGCCUCUCGAGUCAGGUUUGAGCUUAUUUCAGCUUCAAACGACACGAGCGGUGAAUUGAAUGGCCUAUUCGAGUAUGACCCGACUUCGAAGAAUGCCACAGCCAAUCUGCUGGGAUCAACCAUCAACAGCUCCGGGACGCAGCUGGAUUCUGAUGCUUCAGUUUUGAGCUUAGUGACGCAUAGGGGCGUUAUCUACGCUGGAGGUAACUUCUCAAGUUCUGAUAUCAACAACCUAUUCUCGCUGGAACAAGACGCCAAUGCCACGGCUCUGCCCCAGGGAGGCUUGAACUCCGAGGUAACUACAAUGUCGGUUCUCAACGACAAGCUUUAUGUUGGCGGAAACUUUACUGGGACUUCUGAGGGUGCAACUGACAGUCUCAGCUAUGUUGCUUCCUACUCAAUUGACUCUAAAUCCUGGUCAGCUCUCGGGGGUGGGGUUAAUGGCCAUGUCAAGCGAGUCUUUGCGCUUCCUUUGAAUGUUUCCACCGUCAUUAAUGAGACUAUCGUCGCUGUUAGUGGUGACUUUGAUGAAUUGCUGCCUUUUGAUGAAUAUCCUGCUGUAGCCGUGUCUGGCUUUGCUGUUUGGGUUCCGUCACGCAACAACUGGCUCCAAAACCUCAAUGUCAGCCAAACACAAUUUGCAGGCCAUUUAUCAUCCUUCGCGAGCUUCAACGGCACAACUAUUCUUGGUGGAAGUCUCUCAUCUGGAGGUUUGGCUGCUGGUGGAGCGGUGGCGCUACUUCAAGAAGAUGGGCUUCAGCUUGGACCCCUCCUGAACAGCACCCAAUUAACUGGUGAAAUAAUUACUGGCAUAUACGACACAGACUCCAGCCGCAACUUGACUAUACUUGGAGGUCACUUCAACCUCUCAACUGGCGGCCAGGAAGUACGAAAUCUGGCCUUCAUAGACGGAGGUACAGGCUCCAUCAGUGGCCUCGGUACUGAGGUUGAGAAUAACUCCACGUUCAUGGCCUUUGCCAUCACAAGCAACGUUUUGUACGCUGGCGGUAGGGUUACCGGCACAGUAGGUAAGAACGAGAUCGAUGGGCUGGUACUUUACGAUCUCCAGAAUGGAACGAUCGCACAAGAGCAGCCGUCCAAAUUCAAUGGUGAUAAUGUGUCCGUUAAUGCGAUUGCACCUCGUCCCAAUUCGAAAGAAAUCUAUGUCGGAGGAUAUUUUCAAGCCGCAGGGGCUCUUACCUGUCCAGGUGUUUGUUACUAUGACACCGAAAGCCAGCAAUGGAAUCGACCGGGUGUUGGCCUGGAAGGGAGUGUCCUGGCGCUUAAAUGGGGCAACGCCAACACAUUGAUCGCCGUUGGCAAUCUGACCGUUGCAGGCAAUGAGACCGCAGUCGCAAGCUAUUCCGCCAAAGAACAAAUAUGGGAAGUCUUCGAUGGAGCUUCAAGUUCGUCUAUCCCAGGCACUGUGACGGCGUUUAGCCCAGCCAAUGGAGAUGCAUCACGAUUUUGGCUUGCAGGUCAGUCGAGCAAUGGAUCAAAUUUCAUCGUCAAUUAUGACGGCUCCUCGUUCCAAUUGGCCCAAGAGAUCUUUGACGAUGGGACGAUCAUUCGUGGACUCGACGUUAUCCCUCUAGCCAGUGACCAUGACGACAGUGAUCUUUUGAACAAUGACCUGGCUCUUAUGAUUACUGGUCAAAUCGCUGUCCCAGAGUUUGGCACUGCCUCAGCUGCGUUGUUUAAUGGCACCACCUUGAUUCCCUUUGUCAUCUCCUCUAAAUCUGAUGGUCAACCUGGCCGUAUGUCGCGCAUGUUCUAUGAGAACAAUAACCCCUACGCUCGAGGAAGUGGGCAUCACUCCAACGGAAUUGUUGUUUUGGUAGCUUUCUGUUGUGCGCUUGGCUGCGUGUUCCUAAUUGUCAUUGCCGGUGUCAUCUUCAAUAAGAUCCAGCGCCGCCGACAAGGUUAUAUGGCAGCCCCUCAAUCAACCGGAACGGACCGACCGACGUCCAUGCGCCGGCUCCCUCCGGAGUAUCUUUUCAACUCCUUGAAGCAGCCGAAUCCAGGGGCGCCCUCUAUAUGAAUCGGGACAUGACAUCUAGACGACAUCUUUCUUACAUAGCAGAGAUCGUUGGCAUUGCUUGAACAUUUUAAUUCUUCCUAGUAUCCCAGAAGGAUACCAGAACGGCGUUCUCGGGACAAACCGUCUUAUACCCUUAAUCUAAUUCUGCGCCUAUUACGCACUUGUGUGGUUCGUUUUUAUUUGUUGGACGUGUGGAGGACCGCCUUUGUAUUGGGCAUUAGUCUCUGACGUUUUGUACUAUACCUACUCUGGUUUCGAGCGGAGAGCGAUGUUACUAGCUACUGGAAAUGUACAUACAUAGCAUGCGCUAUAUCGUCGCGAAGCUAGUUUUCUGC